AUGACGAUCCGGACCGCCUCGCCAGACGCAGCGGAGACACGGGCGCUUCUCAGCGAGUCGCCUCCGCCGUCCUACCAUGCCGUCGAUGACUCCGAUGCGGACACAAGCUCUGAUGUAUCGAGCGCGCCGAUGCUGAACCAGGUAUCCAGAUCCGAUCUCGCUUGGAUUUUGGCCGGUCUGUGGAGCGCCGUCUUCCUUGGCGCUUUGGACGGAACCAUCGUUGCAACAUUGCUAAGCCCGAUUGGAAGCUAUUUCAACAAAUCUAACCAGGCUUCAUACAUCGGAACCUCGUACUUACUCUCCGUGUGCUGCUUCACGCCACUCUAUGGACGUCUAUCGGACAUCUUGGGUCGUAAGGGCGCCAUGCUCUUGGGACUGACGUUCUUUGGUCUGGGAACGAUUGCUUGUGGCCUUGCUCCGUCGAUGGAGGCCUUGAUUGCCGCUCGCGCCGUCGCAGGCAUGGGAGGCGGAGGGUCAGUACAUUCAGUCUCGAGUGUGGCGGUGACAGAUCUCAUUCCUCUGAAGCAACGCGGGCUGUACCAAGGCAUGGCAAAUAUUUUAUUCGGACUAGGCGCAGGAUUGGGAGGGCCAUUGGGUGGCUGGAUGAACGACGCCUUUGGCUGGCGUGCGGCAUUUCUCGUGCAGAUCCCGGUCCUGGUGUUUUCUGUUGUCCUCGUCAUGUGGAAGGUCUCGAUCAAGCUGCCGUCGGAGGUUGAAAACCAAAGCACGUAUUCCAAGCUGAGGCGCGUAGAUGCCCUUGGGUCCUUCACACUGGUGGGGACAGUGGGCACAUUGCUCCUCGGUUUUAGCCUGAAGACUUCUGAAGAACUUCCCUGGGGUCACCCGCUCAUCGUUGGGCUCUUUGCGGCCAGCGUUGUAUUCGCUAUCUUGUUUGUUAUGGUCGAGACGCAUUGGUCGCCAUAUCCUGUUAUGCCGCUGCGCCUAAUAACUCAAAGAACGCCCCUCGCCGUCUCUAUCUGUAACCUUUUGGGCAGUAUUGCGGCGUUCUCGAUGGUCCGUCUUUUGUACAACGUUCCUCUGUAUUUCAGUUCGGUCCGUCUUGACUCGUCCACGGAUGCAGGACUGCACCUGCUACCACACUCCGUUGCCCUUUCAACAGGCAGCGUCUUCGCCGGAUGGCUCAUGCGUCGCACCGGGAAAUUAUAUACCCUUACCCUAGCGUCCGCUGGGCUCUCCGUUGCUGCCAAUGUACUCGUGGUUUUCUGGAACGAUGAUACGUCGGCCUUCCAUCUCUGGUACGAUAUCGUGCCUCAAGGAUUCGGGAUGGCUAGCCUCAUCACAAGCACACUCAUUGCAAUGAUUGCUACCGUCUCCAAAGAAGACAUUGCGGUCGCAACCGGAAUUACAUAUCUGUUUAGGACUACAGGACAGGUACUCGGAGUCAGCCUCAGCGGCGCCAUCCUUCAAGGCGUCUUGAAUGACAAGUUACGGCAGCGAAUACAAGGCCCAAAUGCUCUCGAACAACUCACACCUGAAUCAUACAACCUCAGGCAUUCAACGGCCAUCAUACCGGAGUUGGAUCCGCAAACGAGAAAAGCGGCAGUUGACUCGUAUUCGGCCGCACUCCGAGUUGUGUUCAUUUGCCAAGCAGCAGUCGCGUUUCUUGCCUUCCUUGCAUGCAUUCCCAUACAAGAGAACCCUCUUCCGUGA
Molecule: messenger RNA, 1671 nt
Organism: Punctularia strigosozonata HHB-11173 SS5
Lineage: Eukaryota; Fungi; Basidiomycota; Agaricomycetes; Corticiales; Punctulariaceae
Product: vacuolar amino acid permease
Exons: 19
Coding region: 1-1671 (556 amino acids)
Biological process (GO): transmembrane transport; basic amino acid transport
Cellular component (GO): fungal-type vacuole membrane
Molecular function (GO): basic amino acid transmembrane transporter activity
Source: RefSeq, a predicted model, not a curated record